Messenger RNA from Camarhynchus parvulus, 1268 nucleotides. RefSeq names its product leucine rich repeat containing 34 (gene LRRC34). Bases 15 to 1268 code for a protein of 417 amino acids. The transcript has 11 exons. Gene Ontology annotation, molecular function: protein binding. NCBI's taxonomy places the organism in Eukaryota, Metazoa, Chordata, Aves, Passeriformes, Thraupidae. The record is from RefSeq and is a predicted model, not a curated record.
ACACAAAGCAGGUCAUGUCGGUUGUUGCAGAUCUUCACCUGCAUUAUGUGCAGGCCUGUCAAAAUUUGAGCCAGCCUGAAAACCCCUUCAUUGCUCGUGUGCUUCAAGAAGCUGAUAAAAAUGAUGAAAUAAGUACAAAAGGAAUCACAUUAAAAUUGGCUGGAAAUAAUCACCUGGUGCCUGUGCCAAGAGUUACAGAUGAUGAUCUUGCAGUUCUUGUCUCUGUCUUGGGCCAAGCUGCCUUUGUCACAGGUUUGGAUCUUGCCUAUAAUUUAUUGACUGAUGCUGGAGCAAAGACCAUGGCAACAUUCCUCCAGGAAAACUCCACUCUGCAGUACCUGAACCUGAUGUUCAAUGACAUUGGCACAAGUGGGGCAGAGCUGAUAGCAGGAGCACUCCACAGCAAUCAAAGUCUCGUGCACCUGAGAAUGACUGGAAACAGAAUAGGAAACCAAGGUGGGAUAUUUUUUGCUUCAAUGCUAAAAAUUAACUCAACCUUAAAGAAGUUGGAUCUUGGAGACUGUGAUGUGGGCCUGCAGUGUCUGAUAGCAACAGCCAUAGCCCUGACUCAGAACGAAUCACUCAGAGCCAUAAACCUCAAUCGUCCUUUGCUAUCCACCCAACAGGAAGAGACCACAGUUCAUAUAGCUCGGAUGCUGAGGAGUAAUUCUUCUCUUGUGGAGCUACAUUUGGGCAAACAUGAAAUGAAAAACUUUGGUGUAGAGCGACUGUGUGAUGCCCUGUAUGAAAACUCCACCCUGAGAUACCUUGACCUUAGCUGUAAUAACAUCAUCUGUGAUGGUGCCAAAUUUCUGGGAGAGCUACUAAGAAAGAACCAAACCCUGGAGAUCCUGGAUCUUGAUGCAAACCGAAUAGAAGAUGCUGGAGCCAUUUACCUGAGUGAGGCCUUGGCAACGCGGAACAAGACUCUGAAGGCGUUGUCCAUUGUAAGCAACAAUAUAACUGGCAGAGGACUUGUAGCUCUUGCACAGGCAAUGCAUUCCAACAUGACACUUUCCCAUAUUUACAUCUGGGGGAACAAACUUGACAGAAGCACCUGUGCGGCAUUCUCGGAGCUGAUCGCGGUGGAGCGCCUGCAGCCGGACUGCACAGAUGUGGCUCCCUACAAGGUGGACGGGGAGAUUUUCCUGGCAGAGCUGUCCCACGGGCUGGCCAAGCACCGCUACUGGAGCCCGCGCUGCGCCGCCGUGGCCCCCGGCGCCGCCAACGCCAGCCUGGAAAUCGUCCCUGUCUCGGAGUACCUGUGA